This is a messenger RNA of Corythoichthys intestinalis (scribbled pipefish), 11891 nucleotides long. Its product is annotated as serine/threonine-protein kinase Nek8. The record is from RefSeq and is a predicted model, not a curated record. The coding region runs from base 43 to 2118 and encodes 691 amino acids. The transcript has 15 exons. Gene Ontology annotation, cellular component: cilium. Gene Ontology annotation, molecular function: ATP binding; protein kinase activity. Gene Ontology annotation, biological process: animal organ morphogenesis; protein phosphorylation. NCBI's taxonomy places the organism in Eukaryota, Metazoa, Chordata, Actinopteri, Syngnathiformes, Syngnathidae.
CAAGGGAUACGACGGAAGUGUUGGCUCGCAGCCUCCGCCGCGAUGGAGAAGUACGAGAAAAUCAAAGUAGUCGGAAGAGGAGCAUUCGGGAUCGUCCACCUGUGUCGGCGGCGAAGCGACGGUGGCUUGGUGAUCCUGAAGGAGAUCCCGGUAGAGCAGAUGUCUCGGGACGAGCGCCUGGCGGCUCAGAACGAGUGUCAGGUGUUGAAACUGCUGAACCACCCUAAUAUCAUUGAGUACUACGAGAACUUCCUUGAGGACAAAGCGCUCAUGAUUGCCAUGGAGUACGCACCGGGUGGCACCCUGGCCGAUUACAUCCAGAAGCGCUGUAACUCCCUGCUGGAUGAGGACACCAUCCUUCACUUCUUUGUGCAGAUCCUGCUGGCAUUGUACCAUGUGCACAAUAAACUCAUCCUGCACCGGGACCUUAAGACGCAGAAUAUUCUGCUGGAUAAGCACCAAAUGAUAGUCAAAAUCGGCGACUUUGGCAUCUCCAAAAUCCUUGUCAGCAAAAGCAAAGCAUACACUGUUGUUGGGACUCCAUGUUACAUCUCUCCGGAGCUUUGCGAGGGAAAGCCGUACAACCAGAAAAGUGAUAUCUGGGCUCUAGGCUGCGUGCUCUAUGAGCUGGCGAGUCUGAAGAGAGCCUUUGAGGCCGCUAACCUUCCCGCCUUAGUGCUGAAAAUCAUGAGUGGCACAUUCGCCCCUAUCUCAGACCGCUACAGCCCGGAACUGCGUCAGCUCAUCCUCAACAUGCUCAACUUAGAUCCGUCUAAGCGGCCUCAACUCAAUGAAAUUAUGGCACUCCCGAUCUGUAUACGCCCCCUACUCAAUCUAUACACAGACAUCGGCAACGUCAAGAUGCGCAGGAUUGAGAAACCACUAUCCACUGUCCAGACCGGACCACAAGGCAGAAAUACAGGUCGGGUACCAACCAGCAGGUCCAGAGACGGCGCUAGCAAGUUGCAUUCCCUCCCACUGUCAUCAGUCUACACUUGGGGCAGCGGCAUCACUGCCCCGCUACGUCUGCCCAUGCUCAACACUGAGGUCCUGCAGGUGUCACUGGGACGCACUCAAAAGAUGGGUGUGACCAAAUCAGGGCGUCUCAUCACUUGGGAGGCGCCCUUGGUGGGGUCAGCCGAGAUGAGCCUGCCCGGCGUGGUGGAGCAAAUGCAGCCUCAGUUCAUUUCCCGUUUCCUGGAAGGCCAAUCUGGAGUCACCAUCAAGUCUGUUUCCUGCGGCGAUCUCUUCACCACCUGCAUGACAGACAGGGGCAUCAUCAUGACUUUUGGAAGUGGAAGCAACGGCUGCCUUGGCCACGGGAAUUUCAACGAUGUCACACAGCCCAAGAUCGUGGAAGCACUCCUUGGCUACGAACUAGUGCAGGUGUCAUGCGGUGCUUCUCACGUUCUCGCCAUGACCAACGAACGGGAAGUCUUUGCCUGGGGAAGAGGAGAGAACGGUCGACUCGGACUGGGCGCCCAGGACACUCACAACUGUCCCCAGCAGGUGUGCUUACCCCUCAAGUUUGAGCCUCAGAGAGUGCUGUGUGGUGUAGACUGCUCCAUGAUCAUAAGUGCUGGGAACAGCAUUGUGGCAUGUGGAAGCAACAGGUUUAACAAGCUGGGCCUGGACAAGAUAACGUCCGGGGAGGAGCCAAGUCCGCCAAACCAGGUGGAGGAAGUGCACUGCUUCACGCCCGUCCAGUCGGCGCCACUAAACAAGGAGAAGAUUGUUUGCAUUGACAUCGGCACAGCCCACUCUGUCGCCGUGACAGAGAUUGGCCAUUGCAUCACUUUUGGCAGCAACCAGCAUGGGCAGAUGGGCCGCAGUUCCCGGCGGGGCAGCCGCGUCCCCUACCUGGUGCCCAGUCUGCAGGGUGUGACCAUGGCAGCCUGCGGAGAUGCUUUCACGCUGGCCAUCACGUCUGAUGGCGAGGUGUACACGUGGGGAAAGGGAGCCCGCGGACGCUUGGGAAGAAAAGAGGAAGACUCGGGGGUACCGAAGGCGGUGCAGCUGGAUGAGAGCCACCCGUUCACCGUGACAUCAGUGGCUUGUUGUCAUGGCAACAGCCUGCUGGCAGUGAAACCUUUGCUCGAUGAAGCUGUCCCGAGAUGACUUCGUCAGGAGCCCAACUACAUUUAUCUCUGAACAUUCCCUUCGGCACCAAACUCUUACAGUUUACACCAUGAACAAAAAAUAUUAUUAAACCUCAAGGAGGUGAGUGUAGAAGAACAUUAUGAAUAGCUCUGAGAGUGUGUCUGCUUUGUGCAGUGGAAACCAAGAUGGGAACCUACAAAUCAUACAAAUAUGUAAAACUAAGGUAAGGUCCUGAUGGUGCAAACUCAUUUAUAUGAAUCCACACCGAGCAAGAAAAAAAGCUACGGAAAAACGCCUAUACCUCUUUUUAAACAUAGCUAUAUGUAAUUACAUAUGCAAUGUUCCUGCCAGUAGGCAUCAUUAUAGGGAAGUGAGAAGGAACAAAAUAAUCGCCUGCAAGUCACACUUAAAUCAACAUUUUCAAGCCGUGUUUAAAGGGACAGACGACAACUUUAUCAUUCGUGUUUUGAAUUUCAUUAUAAUGAUGUGUAAUUGUCAAUAUAAAAAUGUAAAUAAUAGCCAAUAUUUCUAUUAAGUGGCUGCCUAACAUGGGAGCAGAGACGGUGCUAGUUUAGCCAAUCGGAUAUGAGUAUCAGGGAUUGUCCACCUUUUUUUUUUUUUUUUUUUUUUUUUGUGAUUUCGCUUGAUUCCAUCAGUAUGUAUGUACGUGGUUAUAACUAAUGUCACAAAAUCGCUGCACUCGUGUUUUUUUUGUUGAAACAUUAUUCCCCCAGUUAUCAGAGGUGAAAGUUGCAUACUGAAGUACUUUGAGCAAUCAAGGUCCUUUAAGUGCUUGUGACAGGAUAAAAAAGUUUUAAAUAGCAUUAUUAUGUGAAUUAAAACAGACAGAGAUAUGCAAAAUGUCAUGAUUGUUUCAGUCUCUACUCCAAUAUUUUUACAGGAUAUUCUUUUUAUCGAAGUAUUUUUCACCAAUUGCUAAAUAAAUGGUCUAGUCAUGACAAAUAAGUCUUGUGCUAAAUGGAAUAUGAAAUAUUAUAAAUGGAUUAUUCAGUACGACAGGGCAAAAUUACUGCAUAAUGGUCAAAACCGCCGGCUUCUUGAACCUCCAGAACAGUAUUUUAUGCCACAGUAGUUAGUCUGCCUUUUAUCAUUUCCCUGCCCCGGCUUGGGAGACGGAGGAAAGAGCAUAAACAAAACAGGAGGCAUGACAGCUAGGCUAAGUGACAUGCUGACCCGAACCUAGCGUCUUUUCUAAGUCUUUUUCUCGCCUUUCAAAAAUGAAAAAUCGCACAAAACUACUCCAACUCAUGUCACACACGGCGGCAGGUUUGAUUCAGCGAUCGUCCAGCCCCGGCAAGUUUUGGCUAGCCCUAACCCAAAUUAUGCAACCUUAUAAUAUUUUUCUCCCAAAGCUUUUGUGAUGGGGAAUAAGACCUCUUUUACAUUCAGUUGAACUCUCAAUGUUAUCCAAGGGUGCUAAAAAUGUUACAUCAUAAACACACAUGUGCAACAUGAAAAUGGACACAUUCCAGAACCAGGGACGAAAGCGAGGGGCUCUCCGAGCCCAGGCCGAAGCACGCCUUUAUCGCCCAGCGAACAUGGUGUGUGACAAGCCGCCGGUCGUCGACCGAGUGGCUUUAUUGGUGGACAGGGAGCAUUGUCACCCACAAAAUGCAAGCCACCUCCUAAUUAAAACGUUUGCCAUGAUCCCAGUAUUUGACAUAACAUAAAACACAUCACUUACUCACUCAUCCUUCAUGCGGUUGCUCCAUUGUCAUACUUGUUUUGCCCAUUAAUCCAUAAAGCUUCACACCACUCUCCCUGGUGUUGCAACAAAAGUUUGCAGCACAUUGGGUUGGCGUGACGCAAAAAAUAAACGAAUUAAUCCGCAAAAUCAGCUGAAUCCGCAGUCCUUCUGCAUACGAUAUUAAUGGCUGUAUUGUGAGGAUGGGUAGUCCACUGACGUCACAUUCGCCUUCUUCCUCAAUCUAAGACCGUGGCCGAAAGUCAUCAUUUUCGUAACGCGGGAUUUAAAAAAUUGAAUGAAUAUAUCGAUCGCUUCCACACACAUCCAAUCGGUCUAUUUCAUUCAGGAGUAGGGGUGUGAGAAAAUAUCGAAAUGGUGAUAUAUCGUGAUACUUUGUAUCCCAAAAGGUUAUCGAUAUGCUCCUGCCAAGAAUCGAGAUAUCGUUUUAUAAAAAAAUAAAAAGGAACAAACAAGUUGCUACCAAAAUUUUCCACCAUAAUAGUGUCUCAGUUAACACUAAGGCUGCAUUGAUGGUGCUUGACGCCCAAUCCAUUUAGACUAGGAACGUUCGUUCAUUCGAAACCAGAGCAUUCACAGUCAUUCUCUGAUUUUUAGGGCAUUUACAGGUCACUUGCUGUACAUUUUAGGGCAGGGGUCAGCAACCCUAGUCCUCGAGUGCCACUAUCCAGCUUGUUUUCCAUGUCUCCCUCCUUUAACACACCUGAAUCAAAUAAUCAUCAUCGUUAUCAGGCUCCUGCAGAGCUUGCUGAUGAGCUGAUCAUUUAACAUUCGUUCAUUCCCUGCCAUCCCUCCCACUUCAAACGGAUUGGACGUCUACUAGUGAUAAACUUAUUCCAUUUCACAGCAAAAGCAUGUUUUUCUUUUUAUUAGUUUGUAGAAUAUCCCUGAAUGAUUUCCUGACCAAUGUAUCGAUAAUCGCUGUAUCGCCAUAUAGUCAGAUCAUUGUUAUCGUAAACUUUGUAUUGCAAAUCGUAUCGUAUCGUGAAGUACCAAGAGGUUCCCACUCCUAUUUAGGAGCAUAAAAUACCACGUGUAAUAUGAAAUAAAUAUGCUUUUUUUUUUUCAUUUAAUAAUGCUUGAUGUUGUCUGUCCCUUCAACGCAUUGGCGAAUGAUCGCUGCCAACUUUCCCAGUUCUAAGAAAUUGGACAUUUUCUGCCGUCAAUGGCACUUUUAAACAUUGUCAUUCGCCGCCUGUGGUAAUUUGGACACCCCAGGCCUUCCACAUGCUAGCCAUUAGCCCGCCGUCCCGCUGUGACGCCGCUAUUCAAGCAUUGUCCUGCGUCACGUGCGUGACGAGCAAUAGGCCCAUAAGAGUGUAAACCGGUUCCAGGCCAGCAUCCAUCCCCCCUGCUUACGCCUUCCUAGUGAAUGAAGAUAUUUACAAUGCACAUCACCAGAAAGAACAGUGGAGUGUUUAAGCUACUCAUCUGUCAAAUGACCCGCGCUGAUGCACGCUGAUCCUCGGACACACUGCUCACAUUGUGCUUUAUUGGAUUAGUCAGGCUAAGUGAGAGAUGGAAGUACUCUUUACUUAAGUACAAGUAGAACUAAUUUAACUUUGAAAAACAGACUUUGAAUCGUCCAAUUAAAGGGGAAGGUUCAGAAUUUUUUACAUCAGGCUUAAUCUUCAAAUUAGCGAGGGUUUAAUUAGUCGGUGGAGUGGAUUUCAACAAAUUCCGUGUAGUUUGUUAGUUAUUUGUCGGUUUCCUGAGUGGCUGAGUUAGCGCGAGUCAAUUGGACCGACUUAGCAUGCCAAUAAUAAACAACAUACAGUGGGGCAAAUAAGUAUUUAGUCAACCACUAAUUGUGCAAGUUCUCCCACUUGAAAAUAUUAUAGAGGCUUGUAAUUGUCAACAUGGGUAAACCUCAACCAGGAGAGACAGAAUGUGGAAGAAAAAAAAAACAGAAAAUCACAUUGUUUUGAGUUUUAAAGAAUUUAUUGGCAAAUCAUGAUGGAAAAUAAGUAUUUGGGCAAUACCAAAAGUUCAUCUAAAUACUUUCUUACGUAACCUUUGUUGGCAAUAACUGAGGCCAAACGUUUUCUGUAACUCUUCACAAGCUUUUCACACACUGUCGCUGGUAUUUUGGCCCAUUCCUCCAUGCAGAUCUCUUCUAGAGCAGUGAUGUUUUGGGGCUGUCGUUGGGUCUGGAGACUGGCUAGGCCACUCCAGGACCUUGAAAUGCUUCUUACGAAGCCACUCCUUUGUUGCCCUGGCUGUGUGUUUGGGAUCAUUGUCAUGCUGAAAGACCCAGCCACGUCUCAUCUUCAAUGCCCUUGCUGAUGGGAGGAGAUUUUCACUCAAAAUCUCUCGAUACAUGGCCCCAUUCAUUCAUGAUGUUUCCACCCCCAUGCUUCACUUUGGGUAUGGUGUUCUUCGGAUGCAAUUCAGUAUUCUUUCUCCUCCAAACACGAGAACCUGUGUUUCUACCAAAAAGUUCUAUUUUGGUUUCAUCUGACCUUCUGGAUCAUUCAAAUGCUGUCUAGCGAGCCGCAGACGGGUCUAUACGUGUACUGGCUUCAGCAGGGGGACACGUCUGGCAGUGCAGGAUUUGAGUCCCCGGCGGCGCAUUGUGUUACUGAUAGUAGCCUUUGUUACUGUGGUCCCAGCUCUCUGUAGGUCAUUCACUAGGUCCUCCCGAGUGGUUCUGGGAUUUUUGCUCACCGUUCUUGUUAUCAUUUUGACACCACGGGGUGAGAUCUUGCAUGGAGCCCCAAAUCGAGGGAGAUUAUCAGUGGUCUUGUAUGUCUUCCAUUUUCUAAUAAUUGCUCCCACAGUUGAUUUCUUUACACCAAGCGUCUUCCCAGCCCGGUGCAGGUCUACAAUUUUGUUUCUGGUGUCAUUGGACAGCUCUUUAGUCUUGGCCAUAGUGGAGUUUGACUGACUGAGGUUGUGGACAGGUGUCUUUUAUACCGAUAAUGAGUUAAAACAGGUGCCAUUAAUACAGGUAAUGAGUGGAGCCUAGUUAGACCUCGUUAGAAGAAGUUAGACCUCUUUGACAGCCAGAAAUCUUGCUUGUUUGAAGGUGACCAAAUACUUAUUUUCCACUCUAAUUUGGAAAUAAAUUAUUUAAAAAUGAAACAAUGUGAUUUUCUGUUUUUUUUUCCACAUUCUGUCUCUCAUGGUUGAGGUUUACCCAUGGUGACAAUUACAGGCCUCGCAAAUCUUUUCAAGUAGGAGAACUUGCACAAUUGGUGGUUGACUUAAUAUUUAUUUGCCCCACUGUACACACACAUGAAAAUCAUCGAUGACCCAUGCAAUCAAUAAUGUUUGCUAUGUUUUAAUGAUAAACUUACUAAAACAUACCACUCUAUGUCAAUAAUUGCAGUAUGAACAGCAACAUUUGUAAUCCAGAAGCUCCGCAGAGGAGCAGGGCAGAGUGAUAUCACAUUUAUUUUUUUUUUUUUCACCGCUGAUUUUUUUAAUGUCGUAGCUAGCAGCAAGUAACCAGUUUAUAUUGUUCCUCAUUAUUGAUAGGAAAGUUUCCACAAAUUCUCUUUGCCCAUUUCUUCUGUCUGUUUAUACAGCCUCCUAAUGCACAAUUCGCCAUGUUGCCGUCCGUCAGUUAACUCAGCAGACUGAUGCUGCAUUCAAGGAAGGUAGAAAGUCAGUUUUCAACCUUGAUCUGGAAAUAUAUCAUUAGAACACCUCCACUAUUUGAACACUUACGAGAAGGCAGGUUUGCUGGAGGUAAAAAAUGUCUUGAUGACCAAAAAAAAAAAAAAACGCGUGUCACGAUCAGCCAUCUUUGCUAUUUACAUUCGCUUGGAACGCUUUGAGUUCCCACCUUCCUCGAAUGCUGCGUGAGAACGAGUGGCCGAAGCACUCCUCUCCAUUGUGGUCGUAUUACGCAUCUAAAAAAAAAUAGUCUUACAGAAUGAAAUGAAUUACGGCAGUUUUUAUGUGACAUUGUUUUGGCCUCGUGGGUAUUUUGGAACAAUGAUCUGCAUUUUGAAUUUAUUUGACUAUGUUGGAUGUGUUCGUAGAUCUGUAUUGUUUUUUUACUGGCAUGCUAAGUUUGCCCAAUUGACUUGCGCUGGCUUAGCCAAUAACUAACAAACUGCACGGAAUUUGUUGAAAUCAACUCCAUCAACUAAUGAAACCCCAUUAACUAAGAUUUAGGUUAAUGUCAAAAAUUCUGAAAUUCCGCUUUCAGAAUAGUAAGGGGAGGGGGCAAAUGUGUGUCAAGCGUUGGUCAAAACUCAACUGCGAAUUGGCUUCAAAAAUAGAUGUGAAAAUUCGGAAAUACCUCACAUGAUCAGUGAGGUAAAUAAGAUUUUUCUGUUCCUCGGAUUUAUAGCACACAUGUUCUCUUUUAACAUUGAAAUUGAUGUAAGCAUGCAUGAGAGCCAUUGUUUUGCUAAAAGACUCAAAACAACCCAAACUGCAUUUUAUACAUUCCUGUGAAAAAAAUUGUCUUCAACAAACAUAAUGAUGAAUGCUUGCCUCACAGUCUGUCCAAACAAUCUGUACUGAAGCAUAAAUUGUAGUGUAGUCCUCAUGACCACACGGUUCAAGACCAAGAUUAGCCAGAGACCAGAACUUACAGAGACCAAACAAGACCAGGAUUUUCGUAAGUCAAGACUGAGACAAACCGAAAUGAGAACAUGAGCAUGAAAAUCCAUUACUAAAAUUUGAAAAAAUGUCUGUCUGUCUAUAUAAUGUCUUUGUGCUUUGAUUUUUAAAUACGAUAACUUGUUGUUAUUGCGAGCGUUCCUCCCAGUGCCCAUUAUGUGUUUAAAUCAGGCAUGAAAAUCUCUCACCUUUCGGCGGAAUUCACCGUUAUAGAAUGAAAAAGGGUGACCUACGUGAAUUGUGUAGAUCCGAGGAGAAAAUUUGUGUGUGUGUGUGUUGGGGGGGUCAUGUUUUUAAUGUCGGAUGCUUGGUAUGCAAGCGGGGAAAGCAGCACAAAGCCAAAAAAGUGCACCAGAGUGGCCAAAACAUUGACUUAUUUCAACGAAACAAAGGAGGGUACACUGUUGUGUCCUGUCUCUUCAUUGCCAAGCUUGGCUGCACGUCGGCCGUGAAUGAACACCUAGUUGUAAUUUCGGAAGAGGACAGGAGACAAUUACCGGUACAAGCUGACAGAUUGUAAGUCCAUCUAAUUAACUAACGACAUGUUUUCUUGAAGUUGCUCAGUCUGUCGCAAUAUGCAAUGAAUCCAUUUAUCGCAUGGAAAAUAAAAGUGAGGGUGGUAAUUAUCACAGCUGCGUUUUAUCGUUGCGUGUGUGCAUACAUUUAUGCGUGCGUGUACACGUGCGUGUUGGCAUAUGAAACUCCAGUUCCUUUUACGGAUGUUCAUUGGUCAUCAACACGCCGUAGAAUUAAAGUCCAAACUUACAAAAUAAGGAAACACAUCUAUAUUAAACACUGGAAACGUUAGCAUUGCUACCUUGAGGCUAAUAGGGAAAAAAGACAACCUACUUUAGCCUGCCAUAAAACAUUGGCGAGUCUUCUCCAAAACCUAAACAUGGGUUAAAAGGUGACACUUCAAACAUGAAAAAUCACUGGUUACCAGCAUUUGCAAACGAAAAAAAUGAAAAUUGAUUACUGACACCACAUGCAAUGACAAAAAGAGCUUUUUUUUGCGGAGUAUAAAGCUUAUUGUUAGUGGUUUAGCGAAUGUACUUCCGGUGAACAUUUCAAAACAAAAGCACGUCAUGUUCGUCAUAUAGAUAACUUAAAAGAACUUAAGAAUUCAGAUUCCACGCUAAGAAUAGCUUUAAAAUGACACCCUUUAUGAAAAAUCUGAUUGGCAGUGAUUAUAAUACUCAUAUAUAGUACUAUACUAUAAUAUUAAUUAAUAAUUAAAAAAAAAAAAAAAUUUUAAUGAAUUGUUUUGACUCAUGCUGGAAAGGUGAAGUCAGUGUUCUGAAUCUGUUUACAUCAAGGGCGUACGUAGGUUUGCAUAGGGACGGUAGGGACAUAACACUACCAAAUUUUCAGGAUGCUCGAAUUGUCCACAACAACUUUGAAGCAACCUGAUUUGUACUAUAUAAUAACUCCAGUUUUAUAGAUAAUUUCGAUUGUCUUUACAUACUGUAUGUUGUAGGGAUAGAAUUGACCCUACCAUUAUUAAGUAAAUUAUUUUCAUUAUGUUCCGACUUACAUUUACUCCUUUUCACUUGCUGAAUGUGCCAGUCCAAUUUUUUCUCUCUAACACACAUUCGAUUGGCUGAUGUCUUCAACCCCCCCCCCCCCCACACACACACACACACACACACAUACUCACAGCCCAGAUAGAAAUGCAACAUGUCAAAAACAUGCCACCUCCUCCAUCCCCUUCAGAGAGGAGGGAUAUUAGAAGUUCUUUUCGGCCAGUAGCAGCAGCCUUGUCAGUGUUGUAGAGGUGGGGAACACACCACUAAUUUUCCAACUGAAAGUCCGACAUGCAUCAGAGUCAUAACAUGUAACAGAGUCAUAGCAUAACAUUAUUUGCUAACCUGCAAAACUCGAGUAGGAAGAUGCUUAGAAGUGUGUUUGUGUUUUGUACUAUUAACGUUAAUUGAGCUGUGAGAAAUGUUAACCAAGGUUUACCCCUUACUCCCCAAUUUUCAUUUUUAUUUAAUCUAUAUGGUCAUUAGCCUAUCAAUUAUUAGGUUCAUAUUUGUGAGAAAUAUAGCCCUGACACCCGUUCACCCAAUCUGUUUGGUCUUAUUGAUGUCCCGCCCCCAGCAAAAAGUGUACAUGCAGGUUAUGCUGUUUUAUUGUCCCUACCAUUGUUGGGACCAAACCUUCGCACUUGGUUGCAUUCCAUUCUUUUGCACUAGUUAUUGCUAUCAGACCUACAUCAACGCCCGUGUCCGGCCAACAUCUUCACGUCUGGAUUCACACAUCUGACAAUCACACUAAUCGAUGAACUCACAAUUGACCGACAACUUAACCUAAGUGCUACGUCCAGUAAAUGACUUUUGGGAAGAAAAUUCAUGUGAAGACAAAAUAAACAAAAAGCUGUUCAUGUAUCACAAUGUAUAAUGCUACCCUGUAUUGACUGUGUGUCCUUGGUUGGUUGAAGGGGACGGGACUUGAUAGACCAGAGCUGGGAAUCUUUGGGCACCUAACGAUUCGAUUACGAUUACGAUUCAGAGGCUCCGAUUCGAUUAUAAAACGAUUAUUGAUGCACCCCCCUCCUUUUUUUUUUUUUUUGUACAUUAGUUCCAAAAUUGUUCAAAAAUACUCUCAGGCUAAACCAAACUACUAUUUCAGUAUCAAGUUAACAUAUAGCAGUAAACAAAUAUACAAAAAUAACAGUAAAUAAAAAACUCCAGUCCCCAUUCUGUAUCAGCAGCUUUAAACUACAUUCAAUUAAUUUAAUGUUGUGAAUCAACCGUUAAAGUUGUUAAAAUUGCUCCCGUUAUUCCAUAAUUUCCCUUUUGUCUACUUUCGACAUGUGAAAGUUUUAAAACUAUUUUAAAGAUAGAUUCAAGUCAAUAUUUUACCGAUUUAGGAGUAUUUUAGAUAAAAAGUUAAUUUUUGCUUGGAAGGUUUGCUACAACAGCCUUGCAGGGAAGUGUACUGCUUUAAGACGGCGGCCGAUUACCAACGCCCGCAUCUAGUUUUUUGUAGGUGUGCUGCUAACGCUACCGAAUCUAUAUUGCAUCUAGUCCUAUAUAAAUGAUAUCUACCGUAACAUUAUGUGGAUGUACUUUGUAGCAGCUUUUCGGCAGCAGUCAGGUAUGUUGUUGUGUUUUGUUUUAUCUCGUGGCAUGAGUUCAGCUAGAGCCAUGAGUUGAGCAUUGGCAUUACCCGAGGGGCCGGGUAAUGAGAAGCAUGAUGUUUAGCUACUCUUGCUCCGUUCCUCAUUGACCGCGCGGCGCGCUGAGUGUGUUGUACUUCCGCUUUACUUGGCAUAUUUCAAUAAUCGGAAUUUGGAUGUUUGUGAAUCGUUCUCGAAUCUUCCACGGCCGAAUCGCGAAUAAUCUAAGAAUCGGAAAUUUUGCACACCUCUACGAUAGACAUAUGCUUCUUCCGUCAGCCCUUGUCUUUUUUCUUCGGGUUAAUCAUAUCACAAAGCUUGUAACCGCAAUGAUACUGAUGAUGAUGACAAUAAAAAAAAAAUUUU